Messenger RNA from Gossypium raimondii (Peruvian cotton), 1113 nucleotides. RefSeq names its product rhodanese-like domain-containing protein 14, chloroplastic. Gene Ontology annotation, cellular component: chloroplast. The transcript has 6 exons. NCBI's taxonomy places the organism in Eukaryota, Viridiplantae, Streptophyta, Magnoliopsida, Malvales, Malvaceae. The record is from RefSeq and is a predicted model, not a curated record. Bases 68 to 784 code for a protein of 238 amino acids.
AUAUAAAACUCCCUCAAUCACCCAACUCCUUUAGUAGCAACUGAUCUUUUCUGCGAUUCAGAAGAAAAUGGCUGCACUCACUUCAAUUACCCCCAACCCAGCUUCAUCCUCUUCAGUAUACUCCAAUUUCAGGACCUCUCCAUUGACUCUCUCUUCCCAGAUUAUUGCAGACUGUUCUUGCCUUUUGAGUGUAAGAUCAGGUCUAGCAUCAAGGCAAAGACUGGCUUCCCGGAAUCGGCGGUGCCUAAUUAUCCGAAGUGCAGCAACAAAGCCUGCAAAAUCACCAGCUGAAGAAGAUUGGAAGGUCAAGAGGGAACUUCUCUUGGAGAAAAGGGUAAGAAGUGUGGAUGCAAAGGAAGCUUUUCGCCUUCAAAAAGAGAAUAACUUUGUGAUUCUCGAUGUACGUCCUGAAGCAGAAUUUAAAGAGGCUCAUCCAGCAGGUGCUGUUAAUAUUCAGAUAUAUAGGCUUAUAAAGGAGUGGACGGCAUGGGAUAUCGCCAGGCGUGCAGCAUUUGCAUUUUUUGGCAUAUUUUCCGGCACAGAAGAGAACCCUGAGUUUAUGCAAAGUGUAGAAUCAAAUUUUGGCAAGGACGCAAAGAUAAUAGUGGCGUGCACAACUGGGGGUACAAUGAAGCCAUCCCAAAAUCUACCUGAAGGUCAACAAUCCAGAUCACUCAUAGCGGCUUACUUGCUUGUGCUCAAUGGGUACAAAAAUGUUUUCCAUUUAGAAGGGGGUCUUUAUACAUGGUUCAAAGAAGGACUGCCAUCAGAAUCUGAAGAAUGAUAUAUCAAAUGAUUAGAUGGUGCUUCCAUUGAAGCUCAAAUUUUGUCCUUAAGACUGAUUUCUACCAUUUUCCUUUAGGUUUUGAAUGUGAUCUCUUUUAGGCAUUUUAAUCAUACUAAGAAUCUUGUAUCACCUUAAGUUAUGUAUGCUUUUUUUUUUUCUGUUAAAUGUGAAAAAUUGAAUGUAUAAGUAGUAAAACCGAAGGUUUGCAACUAGUGGCAACAGCCAAAUCAUCAAAAUUGACAUGAUUCACAAUGACCUGUCAAUAAUCAGUGUACCAGUUUAAACCAUUUCAUGUUUUACACGUAAUUAAGGGUACCUUAAGACAA